This is a messenger RNA of Debaryomyces tyrocola, 2160 nucleotides long. NCBI's taxonomy places the organism in Eukaryota, Fungi, Ascomycota, Pichiomycetes, Serinales, Debaryomycetaceae. The record is from the annotation of a GenBank genome assembly.
AUGGCUAGUAAAGAGGUCACUACAUUUAUAGUCGAUUUAUCGCCUUCUAUGGCGAAUAAAUCGAAUGGUCGUAAUAUAAGUGAUUUAGAAUACGGAUUGAAGUAUUUCUACGAUAUAGUUACAAACAAAGUUUUAAGGGGUAGGAAAACUGACUACAUUUCUGUUAUUACAUGCCACUCCAAUAGAACAGAAAACCCUUUCUCUAGUGAAGACUCGUUCAAAAGCAUUGAAGUAGUUUCAAAUAAGAUUGCACCAACAUAUGAUGAUCUUCGAAAAUAUAAAGAACUACUUCGCCCAAAUAUGACAGAAAUAACCGAGGACGAAGGAGACUGCUUUGAAAGCAUGUUAGUAGGGAUUGGUCUUUUGAAAGAUACUCAAAAGCUUAAAUUUGUACGGAAUGUUGUGGUUAUAACCAAUGCAGAAUCUAAAAUUAAAUCAUUUGAGACAAAAGUUGCGGACGCAACUCGAAAUGCUAUCAAUGAGAUGAAUAUUAAUGUUGUACUCAAUGGAAUUGAUUUUGAUGUUGAUGGAUUAAAACAUCCUGGCAAGUCACCCGAGAAGGCUAAAAAUGAAUCUGGUUGGGCCUCGGCUUUCCAUACAUAUAAAACAAGCGAGGUUUACACUACAGCCCAAAUAGUAGAGUCUAUAUUACACAACCCACCGCUCAAGAAAGUUAAGCCAAUGAGAGCAUUUAAAGGACAAUUAAGAUUUGGGAGUGAUCAUUACAACAAGAAUGAAAAUUCUGAUUAUGUCCCAGAGUUGGAUCAAACGUGUAUUUCCUUGAACGUGGAACUUUACCCUGCUCUUAAGGCUGAAAAGCUAGCUAGCGGACAUCAAUAUACGAUAGAUCCUGAAGAUAACUCUGUUGAUAAAACCAAAUAUGUUAAAGAUUAUUUUAUUAAACUGGUCUCAUCUAAAGAUAAGGAUGAUGAGGAUGAUGAUGAAGUUAGGAAACGGCGAUAUGUCGAUGAUGAAGACAAAGAUAAUGACUUAGAAACCGUUUCUAUUGAUGCAAAUGAAUGGACUGAUGGAUUUAAAUAUUCAAAUUAUGAUCUUUUGACUCUUGAUGAAGAUUUGCUAAACUCGGCAAAGCUUGCUUCUGAUUCAGGCAUGGAUAUUCUAGGGUUCAUAAAAAUGGAUGAUUUGCCUUAUGCAUAUUUAACAGGUGAGUCGUACUAUUUGUUACCAGAAGCCUCAUGUUCAUAUAAGAACCUUGUUGGUUUUAAUGGCUUGUGCCAGUCUUUAGUUGAUCUUGAAGGUUUAGCAUUAAUAAGAUAUGUCCAAAAACCCAAUGAUGAGAUUAAAGUGUGUAUUUUAAUACCCUCAAAGAUAAAAGUAAAUGAAAGAUUUGUGUAUGCAUUUAUCUUGGUACGAUUACCAUUUAGGGAAGAUGAGAAGAUAGGAAAAUUUCCUUUGUUGACUUCUAUCAAGACUACUAGUGGGAAAUCCUUUACGUCAAAUAAUGAUUCGCCUGAUGACAACGCAAUAAAGCAAGAACAUGAUGAAGAGUCAUCGAAUGAAACAACUCUUCCAACCGCUGCUACUAAUAGCUUGAUGGAAUCAUUUAUAUUAUCUAGGGAUUUAGACAAAAAAGGAAAGGAAAAGGAUAAUGAAAGUAAUGACUCAGAUACAUUCUUUGUGGAAAAUAAUAAAGCGACUCUAUCUAAUGAUUCGUUAAUUACUUUCCCAAAGUUGUCUCAUUUUGGUGUCUCUUCUAGAUUGUUGGUAUCGUCGCCUGCAAUUCAUAAAUUCAAUCUAAAUAUCAAGAAGAUUAUCAUUAAAUCGUUGGAAGAUGGAAAUCUUCAUGAAUACUUAAACAAUCCAAAUUUUAUUCAAGACAAUCUAAUUUCUAACGAAAACGAUAGUUCUAGCCCCUCGACAAACCUAUUUAAUUUAUCUAAUGUAUUGAAAAUAAAUUCAACAACCAAUGAUGAGUGGCUAACAGAUCUCAACAAAAACUCUAAGAAUGCUGCAAAAAAGCUUAUAAAGGAGCUUGAUACAAAGUACAUAAAACAGGAAGAUGAAGCCAAAAAGAAGCGAAAAAUGCCAAAUAAUAAUAACCUAAAUGAUAUAUUUAUGAUGAAAAAUGCCCAGGGAAAUUACGGUGCUGGUGAAGGUGAUUAUGAGGCAUUGCCAGAUAUUAAUGAUCUAUUAAAUUAA